This is a messenger RNA of Camarhynchus parvulus, 2287 nucleotides long. RefSeq names its product syntaxin 8 (gene STX8). Bases 97 to 807 code for a protein of 236 amino acids. The transcript has 8 exons. Gene Ontology annotation, molecular function: SNAP receptor activity; SNARE binding. Gene Ontology annotation, biological process: vesicle fusion; intracellular protein transport. NCBI's taxonomy places the organism in Eukaryota, Metazoa, Chordata, Aves, Passeriformes, Thraupidae. Gene Ontology annotation, cellular component: SNARE complex; endomembrane system. The record is from RefSeq and is a predicted model, not a curated record.
UCUCCCAUUUCCUUUCCCCUCCGUCCCCUCCCGGCGCCUGCGCGCGGCGCGUCCGGGCGGAUCCGGCGGAAGCGCCGCGAAGGUUCCGGGGCCGCGAUGGCUCCGGACCCCUGGCUCCCGCUGCUCGCCGCCGCCCGCCAGCUCGCCCAGGACAUCGCCGAGAAGCUGCAGGAGCGGAGCCGCUGCCAGCGGAGCGGGGAGAGCUCGGCCAAGGUCAACGUGGCCAUCAGGUCCUCGCUGCAGAGCCUCAGGGAGAAGAUCGAGCAGCUGAGGGAGCAGCUGCUGCGGGCGGUGUCCACUCGGCAGAUCACCCAGCUGGAGGGGGACAGGAGGCAGAACCUGGUGGACGAGCUCGUGACCCGGCACAGGCAGCUGGAGGCGUCCUACAGGAAUGAAGGUCCUGAGCCAGACAUGAGCAGGUCCAGCCUCAUGGCAGGAGGGGCCAGUCGAGGCAUCACCAACCCCUGGCUCUUGGAAGAAUCGGAGGAGACCAGAGGACUUGGCUUUGAUGAGCUCAGGCAGCAGCAGAGAAGGAUCAUUGAAGAACAAGAUGCUGGACUCGAUGCUCUUUCUUCAAUCAUAUCCAGGCAGAAACAAAUGGGGCAGGAAAUUGGGAACGAGCUGGACGAGCAGAACGAGAUCAUCGAUGACCUGACGAGCCUGGUGGAGAGCACGGAUGGGCGGCUGCGCAGCCAGACACGGCACGUGCAGGCGGUGGAGAGGAAAUCCACGUCCUGUGGGAUGCUGGUGGUGAUCGUGCUGCUGCUCAUCGCCAUCGCCGUGGUCGCGCUCUGGCCCACGGGUUAACCCCGACCCUGCUGGGGCAGCUGCUCCAGGGGAGCCCCAGGGCUCGGGCAGGGACCUGCUGAGGGCAGGGAUGAACUCCAUCCACCGCUGGGAGCAAACUCCACAGCUGGGAAUGACCCCAGUGCAGCAAACUGAACAAACCCACAGCUGGGAAUGACCCCAGUGCAGCAGCCUGGACAAACCCACAGCUGGGAAUGACCCCACUGCAGCAAACUGAACCAUCUCCACAGCUGGGAAUGACCCCAGUGCAGCAAACUGAGCAGCCCCACUCUCCUUGGCUGAGGAGCUCAGUGGGAUCUGCAGGAUUUCAGUGGGAAAAGGAUCUCAUCCCACUAACAGGAUUUCAUCCCUUCCUCUGGCACUCGGGCAGCUGCAGCUGUGGGAUGGACCCACCUCUCCUGCAUCUGGGCACAGCUGGUGCUGCUGCCCUGCCCAUCUCACAGACAUCCCAGGGCUCCAAACACCGAAAUGCAGGAGUGCUGUGGAGAGCAGACACGGUCCCUGCUUUGGGGUCCCUCCUGCAGAGAGAAAAUGCUCCAUUCAGGGAAUGUCCUGGGGGAUGAAUGGCUGCCUCUGGAUUCUCCCAGGAUGGGAAGGGACAGCCCUGCAGGAGCCCCUGGGCUGCCCAGGACCGCUGGGGACUGGGUCAGUGCUCGGCCCCCGGGGGGGGCUGGUGGGUUAUUGAUCCCCAGGGAUGGUUACUGGUGGGUUAUUGAUCCCCAGGGGUGGUUAUUGGUGGGUUAUUGAUCCCCAGGGAUGGUUACUGGUGGGUUAUUGAUCCCCAGGGGUGGUUAUUGGUGGGUUAUUGAUCCCCAGGGAUGGUUACUGGUGGGUUAUUGAUCCCCAGGGGCGGUUAUUGGUGGGUUAUUGAUCCCCAGGGACGGUUACUGGUGGGUUAUUGAUCCCCAGGGGUCGUUAUUGGUGGGUUAUUGAUCCCCAUGGACGGUUACUGGUGGAUUAUUGAUCUCCAGGGAUGGUUACUGGUGGGUUAUUGAUCCCCAGGGACGGUUACUGGUGGGUUAUUGAUCCCCAGGGGUGGUUACUGGUGGGUUAUUGAUCCCCAGGGAUGGUUAUUGGUGGGUUAUUGAUCUCCGGGGAUGGUUACUGGUGGGUUAUUGAUCCCCAGGGAUGGAGUUACUGGUGAGUUACUGAUCUCAGGUGGGAACUGAAGAGCAGCAGGACUCAGCCCAGCCUGUGAGAGUGAGAGCUCUGCCCUCGUGAGCUCCCCAGAGGCUGUGCCAGCCUGGCCCUGGGAGAUGCACCACAAUUAAUGUCCUCACUGAGCUCUGGCUCUUCCUUUGACAGCUUCUCACACCCUUCUACAGCUGAGAGGAAGGAUUACCUAUUUCAAAACUAAUGAAAAAGAAGUAUUAAAUGUUUGCUUCUGGCCAAGAGAAUAAUUAUUUUGUUACACAUGUCAGUUUGAUUUCAGGAUUAAUAGAGCAAGCAAUAAAUACUGAUUAAAGCUGAUCCAUUUCUA